Carassius carassius (crucian carp) is the source of this 500-nucleotide messenger RNA. RefSeq names its product mesoderm induction early response protein 1-like. The coding region runs from base 86 to 445 and encodes 119 amino acids. Lineage: Eukaryota; Metazoa; Chordata; Actinopteri; Cypriniformes; Cyprinidae. The record is from RefSeq and is a predicted model, not a curated record. The transcript has 4 exons.
GAGAGAGAGAGAGAGCGGAGAGAAAGCAUCCGGGAAUUCCGUUGACUCCACCCAAAUUCCGCUGACUCUCAGCAGCUCUGUAAAUAUGGCGGAGCCCUUCUUGGGGAGUUCAAGCCCAGACAUUAUGUUGCCUGAUUAUGAUGAUGAUCAAACACCUGAAGACGAGGAGGUUCCAGAGGGAGAAACUAAUUUUGGCAAUGAGAUUGAAGAACUUGCAAAGGAACAAGAAAUGCCCAUUCAGGAGCUCUUGAGUCUGUAUGGUUAUAGAGGCAGUGGAUCACUUGAGGAAGAGGAGGAAGAUGAUGAAGAGGAUAUGGAUGGAGAGGUUGAAGAGGAUGAGGAGGAGGAGGAUGAAGGAGAGGAUAUGGAUAAUGAUGAAAGCAGCAGAAUCAAUGGAGAACUGAAGAAGACCAAGGUCUGUCCCAUAAGAUCCUAUGUCCCAUAAUACAUAUCAUGUAAAUGACACUAUUUAAUAAUAUAAAAUAUUGUUGUUGAUCACA